AUUUUGUUACUGCUACUUAUAGAAUGACAUUUACUGAAUGCAAGAUACACGAAAUCAUCCAACUCAUCGAGUAUGGAACUUGAAGCAAAACAUAGUCAGAUAGAUGCAAAAACUUCUGAUGCUGCUAAACUCACUGCUGAUAUGGAACUCCUCCUUCGCGAUCGAGACAUUUUGCAGAAGAAUUUGGAUGAGUUUCUUAUAAAACUUGCAGAACAACAACGUGAAGAGACAUCCGAAGAGGAUGAGGAGAUAAUGACUUGUAAGAAACUUAAGUAUGAUUCAGCCGGAACUUCUGCAUCGAGUGAAUUCACUCAGGAACAGUGGAAAUACAUGUUCGACCUGAACUCAGACUCAUCAUCGGAAGAGGAAAUGGAGAUACGAAAGAGAAAUGAUGACAAGAAGUUGAGGGACGAUAAAAGUUUUGUGGAGCGCAUGCACAAAAAAGAUUGAAGCAGCAUUCAACAAUUCUGAUGAUGAUGAUGA
Lycium barbarum (goji berry) is the source of this 483-nucleotide messenger RNA. RefSeq lists its product as uncharacterized. Bases 73 to 450 code for a protein of 125 amino acids. The transcript is spliced from 2 exons. NCBI's taxonomy places the organism in Eukaryota, Viridiplantae, Streptophyta, Magnoliopsida, Solanales, Solanaceae. The record is from RefSeq and is a predicted model, not a curated record.